This is a messenger RNA of Danio rerio (zebrafish), 2891 nucleotides long. The record is from RefSeq and is a predicted model, not a curated record. Lineage: Eukaryota; Metazoa; Chordata; Actinopteri; Cypriniformes; Danionidae.
GAGAGAGGAGGCGGAGUGAAGACCGAGUGCACUCAAGUCACAGACAGACGUCAACCGCAGUCUAAAUAACACCUGUCAUUGUUUAAAAAACACUCUUACAACCUACAGAUUAAUGGUGGUAAGAUUCAUUAAACCAACUAUAAUCUAUAACUGCGGAAUAGUGCGAAUUUGCGGGAAAUUUACCGACAAUGAACGACUUAUAAUGGACAUCUUAUACCUGGAGUGAAGAAAGUUUCGGCUGCGUACAAAAGCGAUUGUUUUAGUUGCUGCUUGAGCAUCUAAUAAUGAUGGAUCAUGAUACUCAGUGGCUGUACCAGCUCCUGGCUGACGUGCAGCUGGAGAGAUUCUACCUACGGAUGAGAGAUGGACUCAACGUGACCCGCAUGGAACACUUAAGCUAUGUUAAAGAAGCAGAUCUUGAGCAGAUUGGCAUUAGCAAACCAGGACAGCGACGGUUAUGGGAAGCUGUGAAGCGAUACAAAACCAACAUGCGAGCACGGUCCUGGAUGGUGAAGGCCACUAAUGGUCGCGCUCCUGAGGGAAAUGAUCAGUCUAAUGCUGCUGGCUCAGGCCAGGGGCCAGUCCGCGCACUCACCUGUCUGAUCCAGGACAGGGAACUCCUCUUUGGAGACAGACUAGGCUCUGGUUCCUUCGGGGUGGUUAGGAAAGCAGAAUGGCAUACACCGACUGGAAGAGUGUUGCCGGUAGCAGUGAAAACCCUGAGGAGUGGACAGGUGGACUUGGUGAGCGAUUUCCUACAGGAAGUGACGUCAAUGCAGUCUCUGGAUCACCCCAACAUUAUACACCUCUACGGUGUUGUACUUACUCAUCCCCUUAAAAUGGUAACGGAGUUGGCUCCUCUCGGAUCUUUAUACGACACUCUGCGUCUGCGCCAUGGAGAAUAUCCUCUUUCUCGACUCUGGCUCUUCAGCACACAGAUCGCUGCAGGUAUGGAGUACCUGGAAUCCAGACGAUUCAUCCACAGAGACCUCGCUGCCCGAAACGUGCUCCUGGCUGCUAGAGAGCAAGUGAAGAUUGGAGACUUUGGACUGAUGAGAGGUCUGGAUGACAGGGACCACUAUAUCAUGACAGCACACAGACGGAUCCCUUUUGCAUGGUGUGCUCCUGAGAGUUUGCGUACGGGAUCUUUCUCUCAUGCUUCAGACGUCUGGAUGUUUGGUGUCACGUUGUGGGAAAUGUUCACUUACUGUGAGGAACCCUGGUUGGGGCUUUCUGGCAGACAGAUUUUGUAUCGUGUCGAGCGGGAAGGUGAGCGUUUGGAAAGGCCUCCUGAUUGCCCGCAGGAGUUGUAUGCUGUGAUGCGCAAAUGUUGGGCCUGCAAUUCUACUGAACGACCGACCUUCGCACAGCUCACCACCAUGGUAUCAGAGGCACAGCCUAUGGAGGUUCGUUCGGUGAAAGACAUUGCAGAGCCCAGGAGACUCUCUCUACAGGCAAAUGAUCUAGUGACUGUAAUAGACCAUGGGUUGGAUAUGUGCGAGUGGAAGGGACAGAACCAGAGGACUCUGAGUGUUGGCUGGUUUCCCCCUGCGUUAACAGCCCCGGCUCUCACAGCAGUAGUUCCUGCGUCUGGUCCCACACUGAUCUCCUCUCCUGUUAGAGGGUCUCUACACCACACGGGACAUGGAGACACUGACCCAGGACGCAGCUGGGGCACCCCUGAACGCAUAGAUGACAACAGACGUUGGAGGGUCCCAUUAGCAAAAGAGAAGGAAGGCUCCAAUUUGAAGAAAAUGGCAGGCAUGUCUAGGAGUCUGGAGUCUGUCCUCGGGGGUCCACAGGAUAAAGGUCGAGGUUUUGGAGUGAAUGCCGCUCAGAGAUCCGACCAGCGCAGGAACAUGCAGAAUAAUAACGUAAUCCAGGAUCCUCGCAGGUUUAGUGACGCUGUGGUCAUCCCUCCUCCACGUCCUCCACCGCCAAACAUCAAGAGCAUCAAACCCCAGAUGAUGAUGAUGUUCCUGGAUCGGAGAGCUGCAAACCCCUCCGGCUGGAGCCCUCAGACUCAGGCACAGCCUCAGUUCCAGCCACAGCAGCAGGGUUUGGGGACGAGUAACCUUACUAGGAUGACCCAUCUAGCCAAGUCCAGCCCUCAGUUGGACGACGUCAUUGAGAAGGACAAGGAGAGAGAGAAGGAGCAAGAGAGAGAAAGAGAGCGGGAGAAGGGAAAGGAGAGAUACCCGCCGCUAGUGGACAAGGAGGCCGUUAUAGCACAAGUGCAGGCUGCGGUGCAUGGAGUGACCAAUGAGGAGGUUCAGAAAGCUCUGCAUCGCUGUGAUUGGAAUCCUACAAAAGCAGAACAGCAACUUAAGACAGACCAGCUGUAUUACAUGAAUCAGUGCACUCGUGAGGAAUGUCAGAAAGUCCUCUCACGCUACAACUGGGACCUGCAAAUAGCAAGCCGCUACGUCAUCCGAAUGGCCAAAGAAAGAGACAGAGUCCUGGAUAGACGAGGAGAAAGAGUUUAAAGCCUUGUGCAAAAUUAUGGAGGAUUUAGUGUUUUUGUCAAAUCACUGAUCAAGAGGACAAUUAUCAAGAGGUCACCCCCAAAAAAAGGUUUUUCAUUCACAUCCACUGUGAAACUAUCAAUGUGACUCUGUAUUAUGUGCUUUGAUGAAUACAUUUGUGGUAUCAGUUGUUGUUUUAAAUCUGUUUGGAAAGACAUCAUAAUCAUUCGUAUUAAAUACAGAAUGUUUUUAGCGUCAUUCCAGGUGCCAUCGUGACUGUUUAUUGUUAGUUUACAAUUUUUUUUAGGUUUGUUAAAUUUUUAAUGUGUGUAAAAUUAGUGAAAUGUAUAUGAUGAUGAAUUUGUAAAUAUAUGUGGCGUAUUAGAAACAUGUUCAAUAAAAUAAAACAUGACUUUUUAUAUUGUA